UGUGCCAUGGGAUUUAUCUGGGCUUGUGCUACUUGGGUGGAGGUUUCCCCCGAUGUUGCUUAACUGUUUUUGUUCUUUUACACUUAAGAGUAACUUCUGAUUACAUGUCCACCAGAUACUUCCCUGGUUUUCUUUACUUGAAUUUGCAGCUCACUUGGUUUUAUUGUUGUCUGUUAGAUUCUUGUAUUAUCACAUGGUUGAAAUAAAAAUAUUUGAUUACAUAGAUAAUUAAAUGGAUGUUUUUAUUUUUCACAUCUCUUGCUUUUAGACCUUUUUAAAAUGCCUGUAAUCCAACUGUCAAGAUCUUCAAAUCUGCAAAAACCAAAGGCCCCAAAAUUGCAGGCUCUAAUAAAAGGUGGAUCCUUAAAUCUGAAAGUCACCAAUCAACCCAUCAUCACCACAGCGUCCACCCACACUAAUGGCUCAGCUAAUACAGCUUCUGGCUUCUUUGAAGACCUGUUGACACACUCUCACUUACCCCGGUGGGCAAUCUACACCAUCUUUGGAAGUUGUAGCCUAGUAGUUCUACUUUGUUGCCUGUGUAUCUGGAUUAAAUGUUGCUGCAAAAGGAAGAAGAGACGGCAAAAGGAUCAACAGAUUCUUUUGAAGGGAUUAAAUGGAAAAACAGCCACUGCACGGGUUCAGCCAGACAUCAGGGUUAUCGGCUACGGUACAACAGAACAAUAUAGGGGAAAGUUGCUCUACUCUUUGGAGUACAAUGCAUCUUUGUCGGAGCUUACAGUGGGGAUCAAACAAGCUGGCAGUUUAAAGGCAAUGGAUUUGGGAAAGAGCUCUGAUCCAUAUGUAAAAGUCUACAUCCUCCCUGAAAAGUCCAAUGUUUUUGAGACUAAAGUUUUCAAAAACACACUCAACCCUUUCUUCAAUGAGCAGUUCACUUUCAAGCUAUCCAAGUCCUCCCUUCAGAAGUCCACAGUAGUAAUCAAGGUGUUUGACUUCAAUCGCUUCACCAAACAUGGGCUUAUCGGUGAGCUCAGAGUGCAGCUUUGCAGCAUCGACUGGAACCAUGUUAUUGAAGAGUGGCAAGACUUGGCAAAGCCAGCAAAGUUUGAGGAAGAAAGUUUAGGAGAGAUCUGCUUCUCCCUCUGCUAUGUUCCAACAACCAGCAAGCUCAGCGUCGUAAUCCUGGAGGCCAAAGACCUGAAGAGCAUGGACAUAGGAGGAAGCUCAGAUCCAUAUGUGAAAGUACAGCUGGCUUUGGACAAGAGGAAGUGGCAGAAAAGAAUGACAUCCGUUAAAAAGAAAACACUGAACCCCUAUUUCAACGAGUCUUUUACAUUUGAUGUGUCAUUGGAUCAAAUAGAGAGGGCGAACCUGGUGAUCUCUGUGUGGGACCAUGAUGCCAUUAGCAGGAAUGAUCCCAUGGGAAAGGUUUUCCUCGGCUGCGAUUCCACAGGAAAUCAACUGAGGCACUGGGCUGACAUGCUGUCCAACCCCCGUCGUCCGGUUGCUCAGUGGCACAGCCUGCUGUCAGCUGAGCAGGUUAACUCCACCCUUUCGCUGAAAAAAAAAUUCCCAAUCCCCAGCAAAUUUAUAGAAAAUAAACUGAAAAAAGGUCAUUAGAAGAACAUUUUAUGAUAUAGUUGUGAAAUUAUUCAUUUUCAACUAUAAUAACUUAUGAAUUGUAUUUAGAGAACAAGCUUUCACGGCUAAACGGUGGUGCAGAUUGUAGCACUGUUUCCCUGUGCAAGAAAGUUCUGGGUUUGAUUCCUGGGUUUGAUUUCUGCAUGGAGUUUGCAUGUUCUCUCUGUGCAUGUGUGAGUUCUCUCUUGGUACUCCGGCUUCCUUCCCCAGUCCAAAAUUGAUUGGCUCCUCUAAAUUGUCCCUAGAUGUGUGACUGGCUACCUGUCCAAGGUGUAUCCCCUGAUGAGGACUAAGUGGGAGAAGAUGGAUUGAUGUUUAGUUAAAUUAUAUGAGCAAAAAAUUUUUGCAUCACCAGAUUUUGUACUUGUGAAAAUACCCUGUAUUAUAUCUACAAUUAAUUUAACAUACUACAUAUCAUUUUAACCAGUUUUACACUAUAAAGAUACAAGGACCAAGAUACAACAGCCUGUAUUUUGUUGUGAUUUUAUGUGACAGACCAACAAAAGGGGUUAUGAAGUACAAACAUAAUGCAUGGAUAAGAUUUGUUUGUUUGUAGAUUUUUAACAAUUUAUCCAAAAAGAGCUUAAUGCAUGUGUACAGUGUUCUUUGUAGAACGACUUCUUAAUUUUUUGGAGUAUGUCUCUACUAGCUUUGCUCAUCUAAAAACAAAAAUCUGGGCUUAUUCUUCUUUGCAAAAUAACUCAAACUUAUUUUAAGUAAGUUAGUAGGGUUGGGAAUGCCUAUGAAUCAUGGCCGGAUUGUAACAGGAUAUUUCUGUAAUUAUUUUCUAACCUCUUGUUUAAACCAUUUUUGUUGCUUGAGCUGCAGUGUAAAGGGACAUUAUUAUCCUGGAGGGUUAACCUUUCACUAAACUUUUAAAUGGUUUGCAGCUCUUAACAGGUUUACACAAGGCUAGCACUGUAUAUAGCCCCAUGCAUACCUUAUGUAUGUACCUCCAGCUUAUGUGCUGAUAUUUAUAUUUCUUUCCCAAUGAAGGAAGUCUUAACAUCUAUCAUCUUUGGAAUCGUUUCCCUCUUCCUUUAACCCUGCUGACUGACUUUAAUUCUGGAUGGACAAAGCUUUGGUUAAAAUGUGUUUAACUUUUAGCUCUAUCAAGCCCUAACACCAGAUUAUGUUGGCAGCCACCUUAACGACACCACUAUGGUUAGUCUCAUCUUGGGGGGUGACAGGACAGAAUAUAUAGAUAAGGUAAACAGGAUGGUGGUUUGAUAUGAUAAUGAUAACUUGGGCAUCAAACAAAACUACCAAAGAGAAGAUAACUGACUUCAGGAGGAGGACGUCUGGCCUGGACUUCAUUACCGGUGUAGAAAGGAAGAUGUCCAAUGGAGAUCGAACUCCACAAAGAGGACCCAGCAACAUCACCAUUACACUAAAAAUGCUUUGAAGACUUAUCCCUGAGAUGAGAGAAAAAUAUUUAUUAUCCUAAACUGCUUCAUUUUUAAACAGAAUAUAUUGAGAUUCAACACAAGUUUAACCAGGAUUACUUCUAAAAGUAAAUUUAAUCUGAUUAUCCAAUCUUAUCAAUAAUGUAAUAAAUUUGUAAGUUAAUAAUGGUGUAACUAACAACUACUUUCUACCCAAACCUGUGUAACUAUAGCCUUCCGCCCUAACCCCUAAAUCCCUCAAUCACUAUUAAAGAGCGUGGAUUAUAUAGUGGACUUCGUGUGAGUUUUUCAGAUUGAACUUACCGUUCGGAAAGAUGAUCACUGCUUUUUGCUUCGCUGGUCAAGUAACUCCUCCUCCCCCGCGUGGUGCCUGUGCCAGCUUUGUUAAUAGUCCCUGCUCUCUGGUAGUGACAGCCUAUGGCGACAGCGGGUUGCUGUGACAGCAAAUCCCAAAAUGCUUUGCAAGGAGAGCUCUUCAUGCAAAACAUUCUUGGAUAUAUUUGCCUCUUUUGAGGUCUUUCUUUUAUUUUCUUACACUUCGUAGAGACUUGCGUAGAAAAAGAUAGCUAACUGGACCACCAUGUAGGACGGCCUUACGUAAACAUAUCACCAGAAUGACAUUUAGGAGGACCACUUACGUAGAUGAUCCACCCAGAAAUAAAGGAUCAUCCUCAUUACCUUUAAUAUUCACUUUUAUAUUAUGGAUGUGGAAAUCUGAGAAUUACGAUUUUAACUAGUAUCCACUGUUGUGAUUUUAAACACAAUAAAAAAGAAGUCAAAGCAAAAAACUGGAAACACUGAAACAUCCUGUUAACCUAAAUAUUAAGAAAGCAGAUAUUGGCCCUUAAAUGAAAGCUUUGGUGUUCUGUUAGGCUUAUCUAUGUACUCACUCAUAUUUAUGCAGAAAUUUGAUUUGUUUUUAAUCAACUCUCCUCACUGAAAUCCAUGAGAGAGGACUAUAGUGGGGCCAGAGGGGUCAUAUGGAGUAAAGUGAGGGUUAGGUUAGUCUUGGGAGAUUGCUUAUUGGACCCUUGAGAAAAGCCUUCAGAAUCUGCAGUAGAUAUAAAACAGCGCUGUUUGGAUCCUGAUGAGGGUGCGCUAACUUGACCAUAUCACCACCAUACUCAAUUCACUUCACUGUCUUCCUGUUCCACUCAGAACUGAGCAUAAAGUCUCCCUCUUUACCCACCAGUGCAUCCAUGGUGAAGUCCCACCAUACCUCAAGCAACUUCUCACUCCACAGACCUCAACACACACCCACCGAUCUACCUCAACAUAUCUGCUGAAACCACCAAGGACAAAGAAAAGUGCAAUGGGAGAUCGGGCUUUCUGCUCAGCUGCUCCCAGACUGUGGAAUGCUCUCCCAGACCACAUGAGGACCCCACAGCCUGUGGAUGCUUUUAAACAUGGCCUUAUAACCCACCUUUUAAGGAGAGCUUUUAGAUCAACUCUUGCCGUUUUACUUAUUGUCUGUUUAUUUAAUCUUUUUUUACUUGAUUUACUAUAUAGCAUUUUUGGGAUUUGUAUAAAUAUAAAGUGCAUUGCAAAUCCAAUGUAUUAUUAUUAUUGUAGCUGUGGUCACAUCUUUAUCUGUCCUCUUUGGUUCUUCCCUUACCUCAAUAGGUUGCAGAACCUCUUCCAGAAGACCGACCUAUCAAAUG
Molecule: messenger RNA, 4669 nt
Organism: Cyprinodon variegatus (sheepshead minnow)
Lineage: Eukaryota; Metazoa; Chordata; Actinopteri; Cyprinodontiformes; Cyprinodontidae
Gene: syt8
Product: synaptotagmin-1-like
Exons: 8
Coding region: 280-1581 (433 amino acids)
Biological process (GO): synaptic vesicle endocytosis; regulation of calcium ion-dependent exocytosis; calcium ion-regulated exocytosis of neurotransmitter
Cellular component (GO): dense core granule; axon; synaptic vesicle membrane
Molecular function (GO): calcium-dependent phospholipid binding; syntaxin binding; calcium ion binding
Source: RefSeq, a predicted model, not a curated record